This is a messenger RNA of Thalassophryne amazonica, 4886 nucleotides long. It is a transcript of the gene pold1, whose product is annotated as polymerase (DNA directed), delta 1, catalytic subunit. Gene Ontology annotation, biological process: DNA replication proofreading; DNA-templated DNA replication; nucleotide-excision repair, DNA gap filling. Gene Ontology annotation, molecular function: 3'-5'-DNA exonuclease activity; DNA-directed DNA polymerase activity; DNA binding. The record is from RefSeq and is a predicted model, not a curated record. Lineage: Eukaryota; Metazoa; Chordata; Actinopteri; Batrachoidiformes; Batrachoididae. The transcript has 28 exons. Gene Ontology annotation, cellular component: delta DNA polymerase complex. Bases 1148 to 4753 code for a protein of 1201 amino acids.
CAAAUCGUCCGAACCACUUAAAUGGGUUCGGAUGUUUAUUAAAUCAAAUUUGGGGGGCUGCGCGGUGGGUUUCUAUCGGUUUACUUUGUUGUGGACAUGAAUGUUAUGACCCGCGUAUUUUCUCAGUAAUCGCGCAGUAAAUUCAUCGAACGAGUGAAGCUACCGAUAGCUGCUAAAGUGCUAACAUCGUUAGCAUACAACAUUAAAUCCAGCGGGAGUACUGAUUAUCAUCAAUCCAUCAUGGGAGAUCAACCUGUGCAGGCGCCGGUGCAGUCACCAAGUUCUACAAGACUGCCAUUUCGUGACAUCACAAGCACGCCAAGAGUGCCUACUAUACCAAGAGUGCCAGUUACACCUGUAGUCACUUCCACACCAACACUGGAAACUACUCCCACUAAGAAGGUGUUUGUAAACUGUUUUAUUUGUGGCAAGUCAUCAAGUGGGAAGCUGAGGAAUGUGUGCCCUAACUCUGCCCUGCCAACAUCGAGUCCAAUUGUAACUGCUGUGGAAGAAGUGUUUUGCGUUACCUUCAGCUCUCACAAUGUUACUGGUUUAAAGAUAUGUACUAGUUGCAAGAACAAGAUCGACAACAUAGUGACAUUCAAACAAAAGGUUAAAGCAGCAUUAACAAAGCAUACUACAGAUGAAAUAGUAACACCACUGACAAGUACACCAUACAAUUCUGAUGCUGCCAGAAAAGAGAGGUCCCAUCCCAUUACAUUCACACCAUCCAAGCAAGAUGGCAAGAAAACUGUAACCAACUCCAGAAGUCAAUUGGACCUUUCUGUGAUCCCUAUCCAGAGUGAUCAUGCAUAUGCAGAAACCUCAAGUGUUGCCUCCAUGUCAAGAUUGCAAAGUUGUGUCAGGUUGCAGGAAUACGUUGACUCCAUCCCCAUGCCACCUGAAGAGACUGCCCUACUGGGCCGUGCCCUGACAUCUCCACACAUCACCACCAGAGACUUUGCUGGCUUGAUAAAUGACAAAUGCCCAGCUCUUAUUGAAGUCAAUAGAAGCUGCUAUUAUCAACAACGUCACUCAAUAGCAUCACAUCCUCUGCUCCCUCACUGUACAACCAGGCCCUUCCAUACUCAGAACAUUUGCCAAUCCAGAAGACUUAACCAAGAAGGAUAUCAUUGGGGAAGCUUUGAUGGAGUUCAAACGGACAAUGCCAUUCCCAUUCGAUCUGUUCAUGACCCUGGCCAAUCCACCUGACUGUAACAAGCCAUAUGCACACUACACAGUUGCCACGAUGUAUGGCAUGGCAAUGCACAGUAGAAAUGUGCAGCUAUGUGCCAUUCAGAAGAUGAACACUGCUGCUGCAGUCAGGCUGCAUGCCAAUAAUGACCUUCUCCAGAUCCUCAACAAAGUUGGCAUAACCCUAUCAGCAGGAGCAAAACUGAACUUUCUUGAGCAACUAGGACAAAUGGAGUCAGUUGACAUGGAAAAUAAAAGACGCAACACUGGCCCUGUCACGGGUGGUGGCUCGCAGGCAAAGAGAGGUCGAACAGGUGGUGAAUGGGAGGACAGCCCAUCAUUUGAAGAGGAAUUGUCCAUGUUUGACGAGGCAGAAAUGGAGAUCGAGGAUAUGGAUGGGCAGGCAGGACAUGACGUUAUCCCUGUAGGUGACUUCUUCUCAACAGACCUUAACCCUCGCUGGCGACGUCCUCAUGCUCCUUUGCUGGACCCAUCUUCUGAUAGUUUGGUGUUUCAACAGAUUGACCUUGACUAUUAUUUAGGAGUGCCAGUGGAUGGGAUGCCUGGCCAGCUACAGGGAACAGUCCCAAUCAUUCGGAUGUUUGGCGUAACAGAGACUGGCAACAGUGUGUGCUGCCAUGUUCAUGGUUUUGCUCCUUACUUUUACGUUCCUGCACCAAGUGGAUUCACGCAGGAUAAUUUGGGCGAGUUUAAAAAAGAAUUGAACGCUACUGUCCUGAAGGAUAUGCGUUCCAACAAAGCCAACAUCUCCGUUACAGUGUUGGCUGUGGAUAUUACCCGCAAAGAGAGCAUGUAUGGCUAUCAUGGAAAACGCAUUCUGGACUUUCUACGAAUAACCAUGGCGACGCCUCGUCUCAUUGCCCCAGCAAAGAGAUUGCUGGAGCAAGGCUUUAAGUUUGGAUCUUUUCCCACCCAUUGUUACCAAUCCUAUGAGGCCAACAUAGAUUUUGAAAUCAGGUUUAUGGUGGACAGCGAUGUAGUGGGAUGUUGUUGGAUCGAGCUUCCCAAAGACAAAUACAGACUGCGUGAAGAAAGGACCACAGCGAACACAGAUUCCCAGUGUCCAGGCAAGGUGUCCUUGUGUCAGUAUGAGGUGGAUGUGGGCUGGACAGAUCUAAUAAGUCACCCUGCAGAGGGAGAGUGGCAACGGAUUGCACCGCUCAGAGUCCUCAGCUUUGACAUUGAAUGUGCUGGAAGAAAAGGGAUCUUUCCUGAAGCAGACAAAGAUCCCGUGAUUCAAAUCGCAUCUAUGGUGCAGCGGCAGGGUGAGACUGAACCCUUCAUUCGCACUGUGUUCACCCUCCAGUCCUGCUCCAGCAUCGUAGGCUCUCAGAUAUUGUGCUUCACACAAGAGAAAAAACUGCUCCAGAGCUGGGCAGAGUUUUUGAGGACAGUGGAUCCAGACAUCAUCACUGGAUAUAACAUCCAAAACUUUGACUUUCCGUACUUACUGAACAGGGCAGCUCAUUUAAAGGUCAAUAUGUUUCCCUACUUGGGUAGAGUCCGAAACAUGAAGUCAGUCCUGCGAGAGUUGAACUUCCAAAGCAAACAAAUGGGCCGCAGAGAGAACAAGAUCAUUAACAUGGAGGGCCGGGUACAGUUUGAUCUCCUGCAGGUGCUGCUCCGGGACUAUAAACUGCGCUCAUAUACACUGAAUGCUGUGAGUUUCCACUUUCUGCAAGAACAGAAGGAGGAUGUGCAGCACUCCAUCAUCACUGAUCUGCAGAAUGGCAACGAGCAAACACGUCGUCGUUUGGCCGUGUACUGUCUCAAAGACGCGUAUCUGCCGCUGCGCCUGCUGCAGAAGCUGAUGUGUGUGAUUAACUACAUGGAGAUGGCCAGAGUGACAGGCGUGCCGCUCACCUACCUGCUGUCAAGAGGCCAGCAGAUCAAAGUCGUGUCCCAGCUGCUCAGACAGGCCAUGAAGCAGGACCUGGUCAUGCCUGUUGUGAAGACAGAAGGAGGAGAAGAUUACACUGGAGCCACUGUUAUUGAGCCAGAGAAAGGGUACUACAAUGUUCCCAUUGCCACACUAGAUUUUUCCUCCUUGUAUCCCUCCAUCAUGAUGGCUCACAAUCUUUGUUACACUACAUUGCUGCAGAAAGGCUCAUUGGAGAAACUGGGUUUGACACCAGAGGACUUCAUUAAGACUCCAACAGGUGAUCAUUUUGUGAAGAGCUCUGUGCGGAAAGGACUUCUGCCUGAGAUACUGGAGAAUCUGCUGUCUGCCAGAAAGAGGGCCAAGGCAGAGCUAAAGAAAGAAACGGACCCUUUUAAGAAGCAGGUGCUGGAUGGCCGACAGCUGGCUCUCAAAAUCAGUGCAAACUCUGUCUAUGGCUUUACGGGGGCUCAGGUGGGAAAGCUACCCUGUUUAGAAAUCUCUCAGAGCGUCACUGGAUUUGGAAGGCAGAUGAUCGAACAAACUAAACAAUUAGUGGAGUCACAGUACACCGUUUCUAACGGUUACCCAGCUGAUGCCAAGGUCAUUUAUGGAGACACGGACUCCGUCAUGGUUAAGCUUGGUGUUGCCACGGUGAGGGAGGCCAUGGAUAUUGGAAAGAAAGCAGCAGAGUGGGUGUCAUCCCAUUUUAUACCACCCAUCAAACUGGAGUUUGAGAAGGUUUACUUCCCGUACCUGCUGAUCAACAAGAAGCGCUAUGCCGGCCUUUACUUCUCCUCAAGUGCUGAUACACAUGACAAGAUGGACUGCAAGGGCAUUGAGACUGUCCGCAGAGACAACUGCCCUCUAGUGGCUAACCUUAUAAACACCUGCCUGCAGAGAAUCCUCAUAGAGAGGGAUCCCCAGGGUGCUGUGGCCCAUGCUAAAGAGGUGAUUUCAGACCUCCUGUGUAACCGUAUCGACAUCAGCCAGCUCGUCAUCACCAAAGAGCUGACCCGCUCUGCUCAGGAGUAUGCCGGCAAACAGGCACAUGUGGAGCUGGCUGAGAGGAUGAGGAAAAGAGAUGCAGGCAGCGCCCCCAACCUGGGAGACAGAGUUCCGUACGUCAUUAUCAAGGCUGCAAAGGGAGUGGCGGCAUACAUGAAGUCUGAGGACCCAAUCUAUGUGCUAGAGAACAACAUUCCCAUUGACACGCAGUACUACCUGGAACAACAGCUGUCUAAGCCCUUGCUGAGAAUAUUUGAGCCCAUCUUGGGAGAGAGCAAAGCAGAAAGCGUCCUCCUGAAGGGUGACCAUACGCGCUGCAAGACCGUGUUGACCUCGAAGGUUGGGGGCCUCAUGGCCUUUGCACAGAAGAGGAGCACCUGCAUUGGAUGCAAGGCUGUGCUGAAGAAAGAUGGUGCUGUGUGUGACUUCUGUAAGAAGAGAGAGUCAGAAUUAUAUCAAAAGGAGAUUUUUCACUUGAACAUGCUGGAGGAACGUUUCUCUCGCUUGUGGACUCAGUGUCAACGUUGUCAGGGUUCGCUGCACGAGGACGUGCUGUGUACCAGCCGAGAUUGUCCCAUCUUCUACAUGAGAAAGAAGAUACAGAAAGAUCUGGAUGACCAGAGUAAACUGGUGGCUCGUUUUGGAUGGUGACAGCCACACACACUCACUCCCUAUGUGCCUGUUACCAAGAACAAGAUUUUAUACCAUCGCUGACAAGUUCUUUUGUUUGUGCUUGUAUAAAUGCAUAUAUAUGAGACACUUUCUCUUUUGUAAUGGAAAUUAA